Messenger RNA from Colossoma macropomum (tambaqui), 3531 nucleotides. RefSeq names its product K(lysine) acetyltransferase 7b (gene kat7b). Gene Ontology annotation, biological process: regulation of DNA-templated transcription. NCBI's taxonomy places the organism in Eukaryota, Metazoa, Chordata, Actinopteri, Characiformes, Serrasalmidae. Bases 859 to 2622 code for a protein of 587 amino acids. The transcript has 14 exons. Gene Ontology annotation, cellular component: nucleus. The record is from RefSeq and is a predicted model, not a curated record. Gene Ontology annotation, molecular function: zinc ion binding; histone acetyltransferase activity.
GACUAAUAUGAAUAAGUGCGUUUUGGAACCACCGGUGGUCUCAAGGAGUUGAAAAGGUUAAUAUAUGUUUAUUGUUUAAUUUUGUAAAUUCUUGUAGCCAACCAUCGGUUGAGAGCGAACAGCAGCGCUGAAUACACAGCGCCAUCUAUCGGUUUGAUUAUUGGCGUCAGUGGCCGCGCUCCAAUAUGCGUACGUUCUAAUUAGAUCACAAACUAGUGCGCAGAAUGUUUGAAAUCAACAUGAAAUGCGUUUGAAAUCAUUUGUACGCUAGCAUGUAAUACAGCAGAAUUCAUUUUGCUUACUUGGUGGACAGCAAACGUCUACUAGGCAACAGUGCAAACAGUCCGGAGUUUUCCCACAAAUUUUAUAUGUUGCUCAAAUGGCCAAUGAGCAGGCCUUUGUUUAAAACCUGCAACUUCAACUAGCAAACUUCAGUCGUUUCUAUGAGCUUUUAGAGUGCAGAAAUACGUCGGUGCGCUUGAAAAAUGGUGCUAACCCUCGUCGUUUAUGCAAACUUUAUGACUAGUAAUAACGUUUAUAGUAGUUAGCUAAUGGCCAACAAAUCAACCAACUCACUAACCUUGUCCAACUGCAGCACUUUUAACUGUACUAAGUGGAGCUGAAAUCAGAGAUUUACUGCCACCGUUACCGACAAUGUACCCUACCCACUCUUAAUAGUAUGCUAGUGUACUCAACUAGAGCGCCAUUUAGAACACAGCCGGUUUCCACUCCCCGGAACGUCAUUUCCUAGCUCGUUUGCAAUCGGAAGAAAUGUGGCGCGCGCCUACGAGUGUUCCUCGGUUGUUUUAGGGGGCUUUGCUCUCUCUGUUGAAGCUACGAGCUAGUGUUUCUCUUCCUAUGCCUUUUAGAAACCGGUUAAAAUCUAGCUAUAAUACUAAAUUACGGAGGGAUACUUUAUUUACCACUGAAGACGGCCGGGAAUUGAGUGAAACUUGUAACAUUAUGCCUCGUAGAAAGAGGACAGCUGGGAGCAGCUCGGACGGCACCGCAGACUCCGACGACUCGGCAGAGCCGGAAAAAACGGACAGUGGCUCCCACAGCGACCCCACCGUGCGCAGCAGCGCCAGACUGACCCGAACGUCGCUCCGCCUCAGCCAAAGCUCUCAGGAUGCCCCACCAGAUGUUAAGCAAGUAGCAGAAAGAGAUGAGUCUCCACCCAGGACACCUACAGGGAAUGCCCCCUCAUCUGAAUCAGACAUUGACAUCUCCAGUCCUAAUGCAUCCCACGAUGAGGGCGCAGCAAAGGACCAAAAAGACUCAGGCAGCGAUCCCUCUCACCGACCAAAACGGCGCCGCUUCCAUGAGAGCUACAACUUUAACAUGAAGUGCCCCACACCUGGUUGCAAUUCUCUGGGCCAUUUAACUGGAAAACAUGAAAGACAUUUCUCCAUAUCUGGUUGUCCCCUCUAUCACAAUCUGUCAGCAGAUGAGUGCAAGGUGAAAGCCACUGAGCGUGAUAAGCAAGAAGAGGAACGAAAUCAGAGUCAGAAUGAGGACAACAGGCAUGCUACACGUCAUCAGGCUCCUACUGCAAGACAGGUGAGGUAUAAGGAGAAGGUUCAGGAGAUGAGGAAGAGGAGGGAUGCUGGACUAACUAAGGAGCAGAAAGAAAAGUACAUGGAGCACAGACAGACUCAUGGAACUUCUAGAGAGCCACUCUUGGAAAAUAUCACAAGUGAAUAUGAUCUUGAGCUGUUUAGAAAAGCCCAGGCAAGGGCGUCAGAGGAUCUGGAAAAGCUACGCAUGCAGGGCCAGAUCACUGAGGGCAGUAACAUGAUAAAGACCAUUGUGUUUGGCCGCUAUGAGCUGGACACCUGGUACCACUCUCCAUACCCGGAAGAGUACGCUAGGCUUGGCCGCUUGUAUGUCUGCGAGUUCUGCCUGAAGUACAUGAAGAGUCAGACCAUUCUGCGUAGGCACAUGGCCAAAUGUGUGUGGAAACACCCACCUGGAGAUGAAGUUUACAGGAAAGGAGCCAUCUCUGUGUUUGAGGUGGAUGGGAAAAAGAACAAAAUCUACUGCCAGAACUUAUGUUUGUUGGCCAAGCUGUUUCUGGACCAUAAGACAUUGUACUAUGACGUUGAACCCUUCCUAUUCUACGUAAUGACUGAAGCUGACAACACCGGCUGUCACUUAGUGGGAUACUUUUCAAAGGAGAAAAACUCCUUCCUGAACUACAAUGUCUCAUGCAUUCUGACCAUGCCACAGUAUAUGAGACAGGGCUAUGGCAAGAUGCUGAUUGAUUUCAGCUAUCUGCUGUCCAAAGUGGAGGAGAAGGUGGGAUCUCCUGAAAGACCUCUCUCUGACCUGGGACUCAUCAGCUACCGCAGCUACUGGAAGGAAGUCCUUCUGCGCUAUAUGUACAACUUCCAGGGCAAAGAGAUUUCUAUCAAAGAAAUCAGUCAAGAGACUGCUGUGAACCCUGUGGAUAUCGUCAGCACACUGCAGUCACUGCAGAUGCUCAAAUACUGGAAGGGGAAGCACCUGGUCUUAAAGAGACAGGACCUGAUUGAUGAGUGGAAAGCCAAAGAGACCAAAAGAGGCACCAACAAGACCAUCGACCCUGGUUCUCUGAAAUGGACUCCCCCCAAAGGAACCUAAAUGUCAUUUGUUAAAUUGGAUUUCUUUUCCCCUCAUUUCAACCUUUUACACACUCAAUGACUUUUUUUUCCUAAUUAAUUUUCAGCCUUCAGUGUUACUUUGGUCUCUACGUGGCCUUCGUGCUUCUAUUUCUUCACUGUUCUUUUAUGUAGCUGUAUUUAUUUGCUGAUCAUCUUUUUUGAAAACACGUUUCUUAAUCGAACACACAUUUCAGUAGUCAGAGUUCUUUGCCCCAACAUAAAUAUUUUUAAAAAACGCUUUUAAAAAUGUGUCUUGUGUCUUUUAAAGCAGUGGUUGUUACUUAAGUCCUGUGCUGCAAAAAAUGUCUUGCCAAGUGAAAACAUCUUAAAUCUUGCCAGUAUAUGUAUUAUUUAUAGUUCCAUAUGAGUUUAAAUUUAUUUUUAGAUUUUAUUUUAUAUGGUUUAAAUAAUUUUAUCCAGUUUGUGUCUUAAUUUGGGUGACAGAUAAUUUUGCUUGAUUAAAAAAAAAGCUGCCUUAUUUUAUUAAAAUAAGCAAAAAGGAGUAAAAAUGUUUAGAAAUAGGAUGCAUAAUGAGAACUACUUGAUACAUUCACUAGAUGUUUUCACUUGACAAGGUUUUUUUUUUUCCAGUGUGGAGGACCACAGCACUGCAAAGUUUCCUUUGACAACCAGGUUAACUAAAUAAGGGCUUAGCUGAUGAAUUGAAUCACAUGUAAAAUCACAGAAGAUAUAAAACAUGCUAGUGCUGUGGCCAUUCAAGACGAGUCUGACUCCCAAGUAAAGGUUAGGUUAAUGCUAUGAAUGUAUCAAUUUGAGAAACUGAGCGUUACUGUGAGUAAUAUUUUGGCUGUAAAUGUCCUUUCUAAUAUUUUUUUCCAGAGCUUUUUGAUCAUUUUGAAAUUGAUCUGAAAUAAAAAAAAGAAGUACA